Messenger RNA from Tupaia belangeri chinensis (Chinese tree shrew), 2106 nucleotides. RefSeq names its product Holliday junction recognition protein (gene HJURP). NCBI's taxonomy places the organism in Eukaryota, Metazoa, Chordata, Mammalia, Scandentia, Tupaiidae. The record is from RefSeq and is a predicted model, not a curated record. Gene Ontology annotation, molecular function: histone binding. Gene Ontology annotation, biological process: CENP-A containing chromatin assembly. The transcript is spliced from 9 exons. Gene Ontology annotation, cellular component: chromosome, centromeric region. Bases 13 to 2097 code for a protein of 694 amino acids.
UUCCAGAGGCAAAUGCAGAAACUGAUAGAGAAGUACAACCAGCCUUUCGAGGACACCCCGCUGGUGCAGAUGUCCACGCUGACCUACGAGACGCCCCAGGGACUGAGAAUAUGGGGGGGAAGACUAGUAAAGAAGAGACUCAGAGGGCGGAUCCAGGACUCUCCUGUGAAGCCGGUGACCAGAGCAGGUGGCUCCACGCACGCUGCAGCCCAAGGACAUGAGCUUCCUCCGCGCCACACGCAAGUCCCAGGAGCCCAAUCCAGCAGGGACAUCGGCGUCGCAAUCUACCAGGAGGAUCCGGUUGCUGGGGUCUUAGCACCUGCAGUGCCUCAAAGUCCUUUGGAAAAUGAAUUAAGAAGGAAGUACUUAACCCAGGUGGAUGUGCUGCUGCAGGACAGACCAUGUCCUCAGCAUGAGGAAGACGGAGAGGACACGUGCCUGUCCCUGGACCCUUUGUUGGCUUCACCCGCCACACCUGCCCCCGAAUACUGCUGCAUUGUCUCUGGGAACAAUGGUUUUGAUCGCCCAACAAAGCCAGCCUCACCGCCCAGAGAAUGGGAUCCUCCACAUCCUUGCUCGACAGACAUGGCCAUGUUACCUACAGAUGACAGCUUCUCGUUACAAGGGACCAGUACUAGCAGCUUCUUCAGCAGCCAGUGCUGUGAGACCGAAGACAUUUGCAACGUGACGAUCAGCGACUUGUACGAGGGGAUGCUGCACUCCAUGAGCCGGCUGCUGAGCUUGAAGCCAGCGGGCAUCAUCUCCACCAAGACGUCCAUCCGGACCUGGAAGCCCAGGAGGAGGCUCAGGUGCAAGAGCAGGAUGGACAGGACGUACUGCAAGGACAGCAGGCGUCCUCACAGGAGUUCCAGGGAGACACUCCUCCACUGGAAGUGUACUGAGUCUGGGGCAGAGAUGGGAGCGUCAGGAGAUUGCAAGAACUUGCAGGGUGUCUCUUGCCAUAUGAUAUUAGCCAAAGCUCUUCCUGAAGCCCACAAACCCCAAACCCCUAAGUUAGAUUCAAGUGGGAGGGAGCUUCAGGUGAUGCCCAGGAAGUAUUCUUCAUCAGCUUAUUUAGGCUCCAACACAAUAAUGCAAAAUCUUGACUGGGAAAAUGGACUGCGGUCGUUAAAAUGGUUAAUUUCGCCUGUAAAGAUUGUCUCCAGACCAGGAAUACUACAGAGCCAUCCAGAGAGUCGUUACAGGGAAAUCAGACUCAGAUUUGAUAAACUUCAUCAGGAAUAUUGCCUAAGUCCCAAGAAACGGCCCCAUCCGGCUGGCCUGGACUCCUGGGCCCUGGAUUUGUACAAAGGUGGUCCUGCGGGCCCGACUGGCCCCCGGAGCUCUAAAACUUGCAGGCUGAGUUUACCUUUCAGUAACGCAAAGGCAGAAAGGCUAAAUGAGACUUGUGAAAAUCUGGGCACACAACCUCUCGAGGUGGGUAGAUGGCUGCCAGGGGGCGUGUCGUCUUCAUCACUUUCAAAGACUGACUCCACUCAGAGCCCAGGGUGCUCUCAGCAGACAGCUGACGUUUUUCAAGGAGACAGUUCUGGAAUAAUUAGAAAAUCAGGAUCGCCCAGAGCUAUUCCAGCACCAGGGAUAGAACCUCUAGUCUGUGGAAGGAAUCGUUAUGAUGAAAUUAAAGAAAAAUUUGACAAGCUUCAUCAAAAGUAUUGCCAGAAAUCGCCUCAGCGCACGAAGGCGCCCGUGUGCAGCCCAGUGUCUCCUGGUGAGGCAAGUGCAGAGGGUCGGCGUCAGACAGAAGCUUCCUCAGGAAGAGUUGCUCCAGGCUCUCGCUCCCAGGGUUUGCAGAAGGCACCACUGUCACCCCAGUGGCUCUUAAAAAGUCCAGCACGCCCUACUGCAGUAGGUGUUCAUCUGUUGCCGCACACUGCUUACGCCACCAGGAGGGACCAUCCAUCCCUUGCCAAAAGAUGCAGGCUAUCAGACCCCCAGGUGUGUGGGCUCCAGGUUGGAGCCUGGCAUUCCUCAGAUGGGAUGAGCAGAACCAGCCACAGACCAGGAUCGGAGGCCAGCCCUGCAGGGCCCGGCCCGGAGGAGCAGGAGAGAAAAGAAGAAUAUAUAUUUCAAGACUGAAGAGAGAAG